GCCGCUUCCGCGAGAGGUGGCGUCCGACGGGCAUGGAGGAGCUGCCCGUCGUCGUGGUCCUGCUCCUCCUCCUCUCCUCACUGCUUGUCCCGCUGGUGCUCCUGGAUAGGAGGCGCCGCGGUCGGCGGACGCCUCCGUUCAGUCUCCUGGUGGUGGCCGGCUCUGGUGGGCACACAACAGAAAUCCUGAGAUUACUCAGCUGUUUGUCAGAGUCAUACUCUCCUAGACAUUAUGUUUUGGCAGACUCAGAUAAGAUGAGUGAAGCUAAAAUUCGUUCUUUUGAACAAAAAAGGGCUGAAACCUUCUCUGAGUCCCAGUUCAGCCUGGAUCGCAUUCCCAGGAGCCGGGAGGUCAGACAGUCCUGGGUCUCCUCUGUGCUAACAACACUGUACUCCAUACUUUACGCUCUCCCUCUGACCUACAAACGGAAACCAGAUUUGAUAUUGUGCAAUGGACCAGGAACAUGUGUUCCUGUCUGUUUAUCUGCUUUUCUUCUUGGCCUUCUACGAAUAAAGAGAACAAUUAUUGUGUAUGUAGAGAGCAUCUGCCGUGUGGAAACUUUAUCCUUGUCUGGAAAGAUUCUUUACUACUUUUCAGAUUAUUUCAUUGUUCAGUGGCCUGAUCUAAAGAAAAAAUAUCCCAAGUCAGUGUAUCUUGGUCGAAUAGUGUAACAACAGAAGACAAGAUAAACUUUACCUGCUCCUCACUUGCAUUCCUGUAGUAAUUUAUUUUCCAGAAUUCCUGUUACUAAAUUAGGCUGGUACUUAAAAUGAGACAAUAAAGAUUUCUCUACAUUUAAGUAAAA
Melospiza melodia melodia is the source of this 805-nucleotide messenger RNA. RefSeq names its product ALG14 UDP-N-acetylglucosaminyltransferase subunit (gene ALG14). Bases 33 to 671 code for a protein of 212 amino acids. The transcript is spliced from 4 exons. The record is from RefSeq and is a predicted model, not a curated record. Gene Ontology annotation, molecular function: N-acetylglucosaminyldiphosphodolichol N-acetylglucosaminyltransferase activity. NCBI's taxonomy places the organism in Eukaryota, Metazoa, Chordata, Aves, Passeriformes, Passerellidae. Gene Ontology annotation, cellular component: UDP-N-acetylglucosamine transferase complex. Gene Ontology annotation, biological process: dolichol-linked oligosaccharide biosynthetic process.